This is a messenger RNA of Armigeres subalbatus, 4443 nucleotides long. Its product is annotated as E3 ubiquitin-protein ligase MARCHF6. The record is from RefSeq and is a predicted model, not a curated record. Gene Ontology annotation, molecular function: zinc ion binding. Gene Ontology annotation, cellular component: endoplasmic reticulum membrane. The transcript is spliced from 6 exons. Lineage: Eukaryota; Metazoa; Arthropoda; Insecta; Diptera; Culicidae. The coding region runs from base 573 to 3641 and encodes 1022 amino acids.
AAAAUAAAAAGAAGAACAAGCUGCUAAAAUUUCGACAUUGCACUCAAGAUUCUCCCCAGGUGAAAUCCAUCCCGGAACAAUAAUCCCCGUAAUUCGCAGUUACAGCGCGCAAAACGGUCGCAAAGCGGUGCGUGACCAGAAUUCAACAUUCGGUGAUCGCGAGCCAAGUGGAAAGUGCGUGGUACGGUGCAGUGCUUCAGGAGAAAUUGUGCGACAAAAUUUUGCUCUUACGUCGAGAACGGCUGUUGGUGGAAGUGCUGGCUGGAGCUGUGCGUGAACUGGAGGGGGCAGAGAUGACGGAAUAAAAAUUAGUGGUCUUGUUUUCAAUUAUCGAGUGUCGUUGAGAACGGGUUAGAUAUUAUUGGUUCUUAAAUUGAUCAGAUCGCAGCGAAGGAUCCGGUUUGGAAGACGCUUGAACGAGCGUUGGUCGCUGAAAGGAGGAUGUUACUUCCUGCUUUGCUCAAAAGGAGCUCGAAUAAUCGUCGCAAGCUGAAGUAGACCAGAAAGUAAACAAGCAAGAGGCGAACAACAUUACCAGGUACCUAUCCUAAAAUCAACUGCGUUCGCUGAGGAUGGAAGGGGACAUUUGUCGAGUGUGUCGCUGCGAGGCGCAAUCCGAUCGACCGCUUUUCCACCCGUGCAUCUGCACUGGAAGCAUCAAAUGGAUCCACCAGGACUGUCUAAUGCAGUGGAUGCGCUACUCGCGAAAGGAAUACUGCGAACUCUGCGGCCAUCGGUUCUCGUUUACGCCAAUCUAUUCGCCGGACAUGCCGAGGGUGCUGCCCCUGAGGUACGUGGCCGGUGGAUUGCUGAGUUCCAUUGGGACCGCGGUGAACUACUGGAUCCACUACAGUAUGGUCGCAGUCGCAUGGCUAGGCGUGGUCCCACUGACCGCGUAUCGGACGUAUCGUUUCCUGUUCUCCGGAUCUAUUGACAUGCUGCUGACCUUGCCGAUUGACAUGUUCUCAACGGAAAAUAUUGCAAUCGAUGUGUUCCGGGGAUGCUUCGUGGCAACGUGUACCUUGUUUACUUUCAUAGGACUAGUCUGGCUACGAGAACAAAUCAUCCAUGGCGGGGGGCCAGAUUGGUUGGAACGGGAUGAUCCUCCUCUCGUCGCACAGGGUAACGCCAACGGGAACGAAGAGCGUCAGGACCAAGACAAUGUCCAGGAAGCGAACGAUGCCAACAACAACAACAACAAUAAUAACAAUGACGACAACAACAAUGAAGAGGAGCACAAUAACAACAAUAACAACAAUUUUCUUGAUAACAAUUUGAUCAACCUGCAGAAUCGGAAUCGUCAGCAGGAACCACCAAUUGCACCCCCACCAGCCGUCCCAGCGGCUGCUGCCCCGGGUGAACCUCCAGCAGUACCAGUCGCAGCACCUCGAUUGCCACCUGAAGCUCCCGCUCCCGAUCAUGCGCCAAUUGAUCCGGCCGAACCGCCACCACCAGUUGCCCCGGUCGAUGCCGAAGCCGAACCGGAAGCAGUCAACGAACCGGCAGAAGGUGCCGCCGAUGAAGCCAACUGGAAUCCUAUGGAAUGGGAAAGGGCAGCCGAAGAGCUCACUUGGGAGCGCUUACUUGGGCUGGAUGGAUCGAUGGUUUUCCUGGAGCACGUUUUUUGGGUUGUUUCGCUCAACACAUUGUUCAUCUUUAUCUUCGCCUUCUGUCCGUACUCGAUUGGAAACUUUUUGAUUUCCUUCUUGGGUAUCAUCACGCCCGGAAAACCGCUGCUGCACUUUCACGGGCUGCUGACGACGCUGCUGGGCUACUGCGUAAUCGGAAUAACCCUGAUUAAGUUACAUGCCAUCGCUCGAUUUCUAAGGUGGCGCCGUCAGCGGCGCAUUCUUGGCAUGUGCUAUAUUGUGGUGAAGGUGUCGCUCCUGUCGGUGGUGGAAAUCGGAGUGCUUCCACUGGUGUGCGGAUGGUGGCUUGAUAUCUGCUCCCUACCAAUGUUCGACGCUACGUUAAAGGACCGUAAAGCGAGCUUCAAGGCUGCUCCAGGAACUUCAUUGUUCAUUCACUGGAUGUUCGGAAUGGUUUACGUAUACUACUUUGCAUCGUUCAUCGUGCUGCUACGAGAGGUGCUGCGACCCGGUGUUCUGUGGUUCCUUCGCAAUCUGAACGAUCCGGAUUUUAGUCCAAUUCAGGAAAUGAUUCACCUGUCAAUUUUGCGCCAUGCUCGACGUCUGAUUGCUUCCGCAAUUAUCUUCGGAUCGGCCGUACUGCUGAUGUUAUGGGCACCGAUCCAGAUUCUCAAGUCCGGAUGGCCCACGUUCCUACCAUACACAUUGUCCGGUGACUCCGAAGUCAACGAAUUGAGUUUACAACUGCUUUUGCUACAGAUCAUCCUACCUGGUUUCUUCGAGCAGUCCCAUACACGAAUCUGGCUCAAAGGUCUGGUCCGGAUUUGGUGCAACGUGGUGGCUAAGAUUCUCGGCAUCAAAAGUUACCUCCUCGGAACGGAACCACGGCCCAAUGAAGAUGAAGUUCCACCGCGUCAGCAGCCAGAUCUUGGAGCGGGGCUAGCGGCUGCUCAUCAGGCCAUCAUGCAACGUGACGUUCCCGUUGGCUUCCAGCCGUACGAACGGCCACCCUUCUUUGCCGUCCGAUUGGUAGGGCUGUUAGUGUUGAUGUGUAUCAGUUUGGUGAUAGGUUCAUUAACAACCCUGACUGUUCCGGUGUGGAUUGGGCGUCACGGGAUGGCUCUCUGGUCGAUGGGAUCACAGAUAACCCCUCCGCCGAAUGCGGUCGCAACUGGUGCUGAAACGCCUCCACGGCCUCAUGAGCUUUACACGGCCGCCAUGGGCACCUAUCUCUGUUGGAUAAUUUCUAGGGGCAUUGCGGUGGCAGUGAAUCUGUUCCCACAGGGAAGAGCAGUCGUGAUGGAACGAGUCAAGCAUUGGAUAUCUGUGGCAACGUCCUACGCUCUGGCAGCCAUCAUUUUCGUACUUAUGCUCGGAGUGAUUCCGCUGAUGUUCGGAUUGCUUCUGGAGUUGGUGGUCGUUGUCCCAUUACGUGUUCCACUCGUUCAAACACCAGUACUGUUCCUGUGGCAAGACUGGGCACUGGGAGUUCUGUACACCAAGAUUGCUUGUGCACUCACGUUGAUGGGACCGGAUUGGGCGCUGAAACGAGCCAUCGAACAAGCCUAUCGUGACGGUCUCCGGGAUAUGAAUCUACGGUUUAUCAUUCGGGAGCUGGGCGCCCCGGUCAUCACGUGCUUCGGUCUAGCGUUGGCCGUGCCCUACGUGAUCGCCCAUUCAAUAAUGCCGAUAUUCUUCACCAACCAAGUUACGCGAAUACUGAUAGCUCGACAGAUCUAUCCAUUCUUCUUGCUGAUAGCGUUCAUAAUCGUGAUCGUGAUUCUGCAAAUUCGUCAGUUCAAGAAACUGUACGUUGCUAUCAAGAACGACAAAUACCUGGUCGGCCAACGGUUGGUAAAUUAUGACCAUCAAAGAAAGAAAGCAGCCCAGCAAGCGGCGGCAGCCAUCGCCCAACAGCAGGCGGCACGUGCCCAACAAGUUCCGCAACAGCAGCAACCUCCGCAAAAUGAACUACCGGAUGAAGGGGAAAUGCAGGGCGUACCGGAGGAUCCGGGAGCUGCUGCCGUUGCCGCUGCUCAAGCCGUACAGUAACGGUGCGGAAUGGGUCAUAGUAAGCAUCGAAACACUACACAAUCACCUACCUUUGAUUUGGAUUUGCGCUCUCCUUGACCGUGUGAAAAUAAUUUAAGUUGAGUUAGUCUGGGAUUCGGAUCAUCAGUGCUGAAGAUAUUCAAAUUUUACCAAUGCUACGACUCGAAAUAACCGCAGACGAUCGAGACCAGGAAAUCUAUACAGAUACACACGAAAUAUAGGUUCUUUUUGUUGUAUUUUUAUAUUAUGUUUGGGAGUUAUGUAUCAUAGCAUGAAUUAAAAAGAUAGAAAAAAAACAUGAAACAUGAAAAAUUUGAAGAAAAAAAAUGAAACAGAAACUAAAGAUACUGUUGUUAUAGUAGUCAUAAAUAGUGAGUUUAAUCAUUAAUUCAAAAUAUGAUCCUAGGAAGUGAAUCAUACUGUGGAAUGGAAGUUAGCAGUAAGUUGAGGCGAGUUUGAAUUAAUUUAUAUUAAGGAACACAUAAAACAUUAAAAAAAACAACUUUGAGGUGAGCUGCAAGUCGAAGAAACUCAAAGAAAUCAUAGCGUAAAUAGACAAAAUGUACAUCAGGCAGUCAAACUCAUACACAUGCACACAAAUUAUUAACAAUUGUUAUUUUAUUCCUUUCAACACCUACCUACAAGGACCCAAAAAGAUUCAUAUUCUCCGCAAGGAUUAAGCCACUCGCCACGAUAGGGGCAAUGUUUGAACUGAAUCGAUAGUUCCCCCUCCUUGAGCGCAUUGAAUUUCGUCGCAUUAGGUAACUGAUAAAGAACUGAUAAGUAAAUGAGUCUAAUCAAA